Molecule: messenger RNA, 2248 nt
Organism: Morone saxatilis (striped sea-bass)
Lineage: Eukaryota; Metazoa; Chordata; Actinopteri; Moronidae
Gene: acads
Product: acyl-CoA dehydrogenase short chain
Exons: 9
Coding region: 1-1083 (360 amino acids)
Biological process (GO): fatty acid beta-oxidation using acyl-CoA dehydrogenase; butyrate catabolic process
Cellular component (GO): mitochondrion
Molecular function (GO): flavin adenine dinucleotide binding
Source: RefSeq, a predicted model, not a curated record
AUGGCGGCUCUUUUCACUGCGAGGAAAGUGUCGGUUGCUCUGUCCACUGUUCAGAUCCAGGAGUUGGGGGCGAUGGGGGUGAUGGCCAUAGAGGUGCCAGAGGAGCUGGGAGGAGCCGGGAUGGACUAUCUGGCGUACAGUCUGGCUAUGGAGGAAAUCAGCAGAGGCUGCGCCAGCACCGGGGUGGUGGUCUCUGUGAACAACUCUCUCUACAUCGGACCGAUAUUGAAGUUUGGUAGCGAAGAACAGAAACAGCAGUGGAUCACACCGUUCACCACCGGAGAGAAGGUGGGCUGCUUCGCCCUCAGCGAGCCAGGUAACGGCAGUGACGCGGGCGCGGCCUCCACAACAGCUCGUCAGGAGGGCGAUGAGUGGGUCCUGAACGGAACCAAAGCCUGGAUCACCAACAGCUGGGACGCCUCGGCCACCGUCGUGUUCGCCACCACGGACAAGAAACUCAAACACAAGGGAAUCAGUGCGUUCCUGAUCCCCAUGCCACACCCGGGGCUUUCUCUGGGCAAGAAGGAAGAUAAGUUGGGCAUCAGAGCCUCAUCCACCGCCAACAUCAUCCUGGAGGACUGCAGGGUGCCGCUGGGCAACAUGCUGGGCCCGCGGGGAGCCGGGUUCAAGAUCGCAAUGCAAACUCUGGACAGUGGACGGAUCGGCAUCGCUUCUCAGGCUCUCGGUAUCGCUCAGGCUUCUCUGGACUGCGCCGCCGACUACGCACACAAACGCACGGCGUUCGGAGCCCCCAUCGGCAAACUGCAGGCCAUCCAGUUCAAACUGGCGGACAUGGCUGUGGCGAUAGAGGGCGCUCGUCUGCUCACCUGGAAGGCGUCGCUCCUUCGAGAUGCAAAGAAACCCUUCACCAAGGAAGCCGCCAUGGCCAAACUAGCGGCGUCUGAAGCCGCCACGUUUUGCUCCCAUCAGGCCAUCCAGGUUCUGGGGGGGAUGGGUUACGUGUCGGACAUGCCCGCAGAGAGGCACUACCGCGACGCUCGCAUCACGGAGAUCUACGAGGGCACCAGCGAGAUCCAGAGGCUGGUCAUUGCCGGCCAGUUACUGAAGGAAUACCAGUCGUAGACGCGCUGCUGUCAGUGCCUUCGGUACAGUACGGACAUACAAUCACAGGUCUGGAAUCAGAUAACCCGGAGACAUCAGCUCAUAAAAGAGAAGAUCAACUUUAAUAUGAGCUGUGGAUUUUUAUAUCAGAGACAAUACAGAAGCUCAUUAGAAAUUCAGACGAUUGUACGUGUCCAUUAUACCUCCGUUAUCUGCUGUCUCAAGGGAAUUCAGGAUUUAAUUUAUUACACAGAAAGCGAAAUAACCUCAAACUCUUCUCCGCUGCCUUAAGAGGAUAUGAGUGCGUUGCCAGUUUAAAGGUUCAGUUCACCUAAAUAAAAAAUAAAAAAAGGCCAUAUUCUCUCCUGGUGGUGUCGAGCCACACCGAUAGUUCUGGUUUUAUGUGUCCUUCCCUGUCAAAGGAAUUUCUUUCUUGGUGCUCAAAGACCUUAAAAAGCCCAUUUAAAAAGUGUAGUUAACAGUGUAGUUAAUGUAGUCUGUCUUCUUUCUAACACAUUUGUUUUAGCUGGCUGACCCUCACCUUACCGUGACCACAGUUUAUCUACCUGAAUGAUCUUUGUCUCGGAUUAAUGAAGUUAUUUACAUUCAGUGAACAAACGUCCAGAAUUCAGCAUCGAAAUCAUAGAAAAAAAGAUCCUUCUUACAGCUGCAGAAUCAUCAUGUUUUUAACUUUUCUUCAGUAUCAAAGUGAUGCAGUGAGAGUUGUCAUCAGCGGCUGCACUGCAAACUGUGUGCUGAUGGAUCAUCCAGCACUCUUUAAUCAGUCCUGAAGGUUCAUCUGAUUUCACAGCAGAUUUUCAAACUAAGUUGCAAAUGAUAACAGAUGAUAAUAAAACACUUCAUAGAGUCAGAUCACCGUUUAAACCAAACUCUUUUCAUGUUGCGAUGCAGUUUGUUUUUCCAUUUCGGCUCCGAAAUUACAGGAAAGUGAAAAUUGUUCCACCACAACAAAACCAGUUUAUUCCACUUUUAUGGAGAACAUCGGGGAACUUUAGCAGUUAUUCUUCUUGGUAAAUAUUGCAUCUUCACAACUGAAACAAGGAGGUGAGUUUGGUGACGUAUGGCUCAACGUUUUACCAGAGGGACUGCUGUGAUUGGUGAAAUCUGUUCGCUGCUUCCUUUAGGGACUGUUUAUGGAACUAAUCUGCCAAAAUAUAAACAAAAA